AUGCGCUUCGGUCAGACCCUCCGGGUGGCCGUGUACCCCCCCUUCAAGGACCACUACAUCGACUACGCCAAGCUCAAGAGUCUCCUCCGCGAGGGACAGCAGCCCGACGACGCCGCCGACGAAUGGACGGACGAGGACGAGCAGAGGUUCUGCGACGAGAUAUUCAACGUUCAGCUGGAGAAGGUGGCCAGGUUUCAGCAGCAGCAGUUCGACUCCCUCAAGAGCCGUGUCGAGUCUGCCUUUGACAAGCUCAAGGAUCUGGCGCCGCCUGAUACCGCGACCGCUCAUGACGACCACGACAAGGGAAAGAGAGUCGAUGAUGGAAAUGCCGCAGCAGCAGCAGCAGCAGCAGCAGCAGAGCAGGGGGGAGGACAGAGUCAGGGUCAGACCCAGACCCAGACCCAGACCGAGGACGUGUCCCCCGAGAGACUGAGCCAGCUCGAGAGAGAACUCGACUCCAUCACGCAGGAUAUCAAGGAGCUCAAGAAAUACAGCAGCGUCAACUACACCGGCUUCCUCAAGAUUGUCAAGAAGCACGACCGCAAGAGGGGCGACAGGUACCGCGUCCGACCGAUGAUGCAGCUCAGCCUGUCGCAGAGGCCCUUCAACUCGGAGAAGGGAUACGCCCCGCUCCUCAGCAAGCUGUCCAUCAUGUACUUCGCCAUCCGUCAGCACCUCGAGGGCGGUGCCGACGGGCAGCUGCCAGACCUCGAGACCGGGGGGGAGACCCGCAACGGGGAGAGGUACACGGCUCACAGGUUCUGGGUCCAUCCCGACAACCUCCUCGAAGUCAAGACGCUCAUCCUCCGUCACCUGCCCACGCUCGUCUACAGCGACAGCACGGCCAAGGAGGCCGACGGCAACGACGCGCCGGCCGUCACGUCCAUCUACCUGGACAGCAAGAGCUUCGGCCUGUACGGCCAGCAGGUGAGCCGGCAGCCGGAGGCGUCGUCGUCGAUCCGGCUGCGCUGGUACGGCCAGCUGAGCGACAAGCCCGACAUCUACGUAGAGCAGAAGACGGUGGACGCCAGCGGCAACAGCGAGGAGGCCAGGUUCGCCAUCAAGGAGAAGUACGUCAAGGCCUUCCUGGACGGCGAGUACGCCAUGGACAAGUCGGUGCAGAAGAUGCAGCGGCAGUCGCUCCCGGCCGAGGAGAUCGCGGCCUUCCAGAAGACGGUGCACGGCAUCCAGGAGCUGAUCGGGCGGGAGGGGCUGUCGCCGGUGCUGCGGGCCAACUACGUGCGCACGGCGUUCCAGAGCCCGGCCGACGGCCGGGUGCGGAUCCUGAUCGACACCGAUCUGGCCUUCAUCCGCGAGGACGCGCUGGACGCGGACCGGCCGUGCCGCGACCCCGGGGACUGGCACCGCGCCGACGUCGACAGCGGCAACAUGUCGUACCCGUUCGGCCACCUCAGCCGCGCCGACGUGUCGCGCUUCCCGUACGCCGUGCUGGAGCUCAAGCUGAGGGAGGACCCGUCGCGGCCGCGGCACCACAGCCGCCCGUCGUGGGUGGAGGACCUCAUGUCGUCGCACCUGGUGCACCCGGUGCCCCGGUUCUCCAAGCUGGUGCACGGCGUGGCCUCCCUGUUCGAGGACUACGUCAACGACCUGCCGUUCUGGCUCAGCGACCUCGAGACGGACAUCCGCAAGGACCCCCAGGAGGCCUUCGAGGCCGAGGAGAGGCGCCGGUCCCAGCGGGCGGACGACGUCAUGGCCGUCGGCAGCCUCAUCGGCGCCGGCGGCCGGUCCGCCGCCUCGUACCGGGCCUCCAAGAGCUCCCCCGUCGCCCGCUCGUACCUGGAGGACCGCAUGGCGGCCGACGCGCGCAGCCAGCAGCGGCAGCAGCAGCAGUCGGCCGCCGUGGCAGCCGCCGAGGCCAGGACCACGCCGGAGGAGGGAGGUGAGGAUGCUGCUGCUGCUGCUGCUCCUGCGGCCGCUGCCGGCACCGCCCCCGCAGGCUCGGCCGACCGCGGAUACGGCACCCUGUCGUCGGUGAUGCCCAGCUUCUCCCUGUCCAGGUACGCCGUCUUCAGGCGGAGCCAGCAGGAGCAGCAGAGGUCCGGGCUGCCGGAGGGUGUGGUCGAGCCGGCCGAGUGGAUCAAGAACGCGGGCGAGCUCAAGAUCGAGCCCAAGGUGUGGCUGGCCAACGAGCGGACCUUUCUCAAGUGGCAGCACAUCUGCAUCCUGCAGGGCAGCCUGGCCCUCGCGCUCUACUCCGCGGCCGGGGAGGGCACGGUCGCCGAGGCCAUGGCGAUCGUGUACACGGUCCUGGCGGCCUUUUCCGGCCUCUGGGGCUACCACAUGCUCCGCGCGAGGAGGGCGAUGAUUGUGGAGAGGAGCGGAAAGGACUUUGACAACAUGCUGGGUCCGGUGGUGCUCAGUCUCGGCCUCAUGGCUGCGCUCGUCUUCAACUUUGUCUUUCAGUACAAAGCUGCUGCUCAGAGGUGGAGAGAUGGUCACGAUGAUGUCAAUCAGACUGUGAUUCUCGAUGAACUCAAGACGUGA
Molecule: messenger RNA, 2505 nt
Organism: Geosmithia morbida
Lineage: Eukaryota; Fungi; Ascomycota; Sordariomycetes; Hypocreales; Bionectriaceae
Product: VTC domain
Exons: 3
Coding region: 1-2505 (834 amino acids)
Cellular component (GO): fungal-type vacuole membrane; vacuolar transporter chaperone complex
Source: RefSeq, a predicted model, not a curated record